Molecule: messenger RNA, 2247 nt
Organism: Bradysia coprophila
Lineage: Eukaryota; Metazoa; Arthropoda; Insecta; Diptera; Sciaridae
Product: serine/threonine-protein kinase meng-po
Biological process (GO): protein phosphorylation
Molecular function (GO): protein serine/threonine kinase activity; ATP binding
Source: RefSeq, a predicted model, not a curated record
CAGUCUGUAUCGAAUCGUUCUACUAGUCGUAACGUCGCGACGCAAUGCAUACAUUCAUUGCAGUUCGGAACAAAAAAGAAGAAAUAAAAAUAUUUUGUAAUUUUUUAGACAAUCGGAAAAUUUGUUGAAAACAGAUCACAGCUAUAAACAAAUAUGAAGAAAAUUUGUUGAUUCAGCUAUAUUUCUGGUGAAAAUUGAUCGGAAAAUAUAUAUUUUUUUAAAUUCGCUUGAAAAUCUCUGAUAUGAAAAAGUGUUCUGAAGAGCAACACUAAGAGUAAAAUUAUGGUGAAUUAGAUUUAUUGAUUUUGUGGUUGUGUUAUUGAAUGAAAUUGGACAUAAAACAAUUAAAAGACAAUAAUUGUAACGUCUCUGACUAUGUGAAAUAAAUUUUAAUUAGCCAGUUACAAAAACAUUAGCAAUUACAAUGAGUCCUAGUAAGCGCCCCGUAGGAAAUAUAAACCGUAUACGAGAAUUUGAACUCGAAAAGGUUAUCUUAUCAGAGGAGUUCGACAUCCUGCAAAUAGUUGGUGAAGGAUGGUUCGGAAAAAUUCUUCUGGUAGAACAUAAGGCAACCGAUACCGAAAUGGUUCUGAAAGCGCUUCCCAAACCAUACGUAUCAUUAAGGGACUUCUACAGAGAAUUUCACUAUGGGCUUCAUCUGGGAGUUCACAAAAAUAUCGUGACAACUUAUGAUGUGGCAUUUGAAACCGCUGGAUUCUAUGUUUUCACACAGGAGUAUGCUACUCUAGGUGAUCUCACUUCAAACGUAAUGGACAGCGGUAUCGGAGAAUUACACACAAAACGAGUAGCCAAACAAAUUGCUUCGGCGUUGGAUUUCAUCCAUUCAAAAGAGUUGGUUCACAGAGACGUAAAGCUAGACAAUGUUUUAGUGUUCAGGUCAGACUUUGCCCGUGUCAAAUUAUGUGAUUUCGGAGAGACAAGAAAAGCAAAUGCAUCAGUACAGCGGAGAAAUGAGUGGUUACCCUAUAGUCCACCGGAAGUGCUGAUCGUUAACACAGACGAAACUUACAAAACGAAUCAAAUACACGACAUAUGGCAAUUCGGAAUCGUUAUAUUCGUUUGCUUGACGGGGUGCCUGCCGUGGCAGAAAGCCGCUAUCGAUGAUCCCAGAUAUAAUAGAUACUUGGUGUGGCAUGGAUCGUCGAUUGUGAAUCCAAUUAAAAAAACGCCCAAACUAUUCAAACUAAUAUCAGCCAAAGCAUGUCGAAUGUUUCGUAAAUACCUGGAACCGAAUUCUAGUCGACGUGCUCAAAACUUUGCGGACCUUGCAAAAUUUUUAGAUGAUAAAUGGUUAUGUAAACGAGCAGAAAAAGACGUAAUUGCUUCAGAGCCCGAUGAACUGUGUGCUUCGAUGUACUCGUUUCACAGUAGCAUAGAAGAAAAGAACAAACUUCUGUCGACCCUAGCAGAACAUGGUAUAGAGACGACGGUCGACCGAUCUGCUAAGAAGCAAAGAAUUCGUGACUGGAUACAGUCGUCUGUCAUUACUGAAGAAGAAGAGGAAGCCGAUUCAGGUACUACAACGCCCUCAUCAACUCACUCUCGUACACCGAUAGCUGGACAUGUAUCGUCAAUCCGUGCUACAUCUGAACCGAUCAAGAAAAUAACCUCAAACAUCAAAGAUGCGUCAAAGAAACACAUGGAUCCCAGAACGGGAAACAUUGAGCAGGGUCCCAGUCGUAUGGGAUUCGACUCGAAUGAAAAUAUGAAUAAAGAUUGUAGCCCCGACGAUGGUUCGUCCAACAAUACUCGCAAAACGACUACUCGCGCAGACAAUACCACCAACAACAGCUUUAGAGGUAAAAAGGAGAACACGGAAAAUGGUUCCAACAAUGUGUUGUCAAGACGAACACACAAUGAACCGUCUGGAUCCUCGCAAAAUCUAAUGUAUCAACCGAAUAACGACAAUUUUCCGGUUCACCCCGUCAUGGAUAGUGGGUAUGGUUCUGUGGAUAAGUUAAAAAUGAACAGAAGCGGACAGAUACGCUCGCCGGUACUGACACGCCGAUUGUCCAACAAAGUGGUAGCGCAUACUGUAAAACAGAAUGGAAGUUCGUUCGAUUCAGACGAUGUUGGGAGUGAUGGAAAAGGAUCGUCAGGUUUUGUACACAUAGUGGGUGUGUCGUCGCCUAUGAAAGACACAGCCUACGAUUAUGUUCGAAUGAAAAAGUGAAAUUUAAACAAUAAAACAGGAAUCCGUUGACAGUAAAUAUAUUGUUUUUAGUA